Messenger RNA from Nematolebias whitei (Rio pearlfish), 1368 nucleotides. RefSeq names its product sp8 transcription factor b (gene sp8b). The transcript has 2 exons. The coding region runs from base 1 to 1368 and encodes 455 amino acids. Gene Ontology annotation, biological process: regulation of transcription by RNA polymerase II. Lineage: Eukaryota; Metazoa; Chordata; Actinopteri; Cyprinodontiformes; Rivulidae. The record is from RefSeq and is a predicted model, not a curated record. Gene Ontology annotation, molecular function: RNA polymerase II cis-regulatory region sequence-specific DNA binding; DNA-binding transcription factor activity, RNA polymerase II-specific.
AUGGCAACUUCACUUCUAGGGGAGGAGCCGAGGUUAGGAUCGACUCCUUUAGCCAUGUUAGCUGCAACAUGCAACAAAAUAGGGAGUCCGAGCCCUUCACCGUCCACGCUGUCGGAAAACUCGUCAUCGUUCGGGAAAGGCUUCCACCCGUGGAAGAGAGCCGCCGCCAGCAGCUGCAGCCUCGGCUCCGGCCUCUCCGGCUUCGGGGUCACGUCCCGCAACGCAUCUGGCAUCUCGGACUCUUCUUUCGCCUCCGCCAACAACUCCAGCGGAUCCAGUGCCUUCUCCCUCACCCCUGGGACCUCACCCGGCUCCCACUUUGGAAACGACUACUCUGUUUUCCAAGCCUCCGUGUCCAACAGCUCGCAGGAGUCCGGCCACCAGCCGGUGUUCAUCUCCAAGGUGCACACCUCCGUGGACAGCCUGCAGGGCAUCUAUCCGAGGAUGAGCGUGGCGCAUCCGUAUGAGUCGUGGUUCAAAUCCUCCCAUCCGGGCAUCCCCGCCGGAGAGGUCGGCACCACCGGCGCGUCUGCGUGGUGGGACGUCGGCGCGGGAUGGAUCGACGUGCAGAACCCCAACGGAGCCGCGCUGCAGUCGUCCUUACACUCCGGGGGGCUGCAGACCUCUUUACACUCCCCCCUCGGCGGAUACAACUCGGACUACUCGAGUUUGAGUCACUCUGCUUUCAGCACGAGCCCCUCUCCGCACCUGUUGACCACCGGCCAGCACCUGAUGGACGGAUUCAAACCGGUGCUGCCCUCUUAUCCGGACACGAGCCCCUCUCCGUUAACUGGAGCGGGCGGGACUAUGCUCUCCGGGGGUCCACCUGCGACUUUAGCGGGGUCCCCGAGGUCAUCGGCCCGGCGGUACUCCGGCAGAGCCACCUGCGACUGUCCGAACUGCCAGGAGGCGGAGAGACUGGGACCAGCGGGGGCCAGCCUCCGGAGGAAGGGUCUGCACAGCUGCCACAUCCCCGGCUGCGGGAAGGUGUACGGGAAAACGUCGCACCUGAAGGCGCACCUGAGGUGGCACACCGGGGAGAGGCCGUUCGUGUGCAACUGGCUCUUCUGCGGCAAGAGGUUCACGCGCUCCGACGAGCUCCAGCGGCAUUUACGCACGCACACCGGCGAGAAGCGCUUCGCCUGCCCGGUGUGCAACAAGCGGUUCAUGCGCAGCGACCACCUGAGCAAGCACGUUAAGACUCACAGCGCCGGGGGCUCCGCGGGCUCUGGGUCCGGGGGCAGCGGGGGGAAGAGGGGCAGCGACACCGACAGCGAGCACAGCGCGCCCGGAUCCCCUCCGUGCCAUUCCCCCGACUUGUUGCACCCACCCGAGCCAACCCAGGGGGUGGGCAUGAACGGUCUGUAA